Messenger RNA from Branchiostoma floridae (Florida lancelet), 987 nucleotides. RefSeq lists its product as uncharacterized. Gene Ontology annotation, cellular component: extracellular region; lysosome. Gene Ontology annotation, biological process: cell-matrix adhesion. Gene Ontology annotation, molecular function: calcium ion binding. The record is from RefSeq and is a predicted model, not a curated record. Lineage: Eukaryota; Metazoa; Chordata; Leptocardii; Amphioxiformes; Branchiostomatidae. Bases 70 to 780 code for a protein of 236 amino acids. The transcript is spliced from 6 exons.
UUUUUGCCGUCGUGUACCAGUGGUUCCAAAAGUCACUAAGUUAACCCCUAACCUGCCAGGGCAACAGAAAUGGCGGUUCUGUCGUUUUUACCUGUGUUAGUGAUUUACUUCACACUGGGACGUGUGGAGGCCCAACAGCCAUGCUGUACACCGCUACAGUGGCAGGCCACACUGGGAGUCACAUACGGACAGGCCUGGAUUGACAGUAACACUGCCCAGGCGGUUCAGAACCUAACUGCAGAGUUUGCCUUCGACUGGAACAAGCGCGCCACGGCGAUGUGGAUGACGGGAACUCAGUACAGCCCUCUCGUUCCCGGGCCACUACCCGUCCACAGUGCCUACAUCUGGGACCACGCGACGGGAGUCAUGUGGACCGUCGACCUGGCGAGAAAAAGCUGUCAGCACAGUGAGCUGAGUAAAGGGCCUAUAGCCAAGCUGUGUGUGGCAGAUGACGCCAUGCACGUGGCUACCACACAUCUUGGUCCAAGUCAAAUGGUCUGCGACAUCUUCAAGUUCAAGUGGCCGGUGGGAGAGCCCGGUUUCCCUGCAAUUGCCGCGGCUACGGUAGCCAGGAAUGGCUGCACGCCCGUGAGGAUAGGGAUUGUGGACGGUAGCCCCACCAGCGGAGGGUUCUUCUUCGACGCCCGGGUUUACAACAUGAAGGAAGGGAUACACAACACCAGCCUCCUGUCUCCUCCCUCAUACUGCACUCAUGGCAGCAACACGACUACAGCGAACGAGUCAAUUUCUCCUUUGACCAAGCUUUUCUCAACUCUAUGAGAGACCAUCAACGUUAAGUAAAAUCAGCGUGCAUAGAUCGACAUCACUGUGGGUUCUAAGAACGACAUGUACAGCGAAGCCAAGAAACCAUUUUUUUGACUGAGAUGUAUUGUUGAUAUUUGGGACGUUGUUAACAUGAAACGUACCGUUAUACUGUCAACACUAAGCAACAAUAAACGUUUACUGUCCGCUGUCUGAGUGACUGGA